Molecule: messenger RNA, 4091 nt
Organism: Panicum hallii
Lineage: Eukaryota; Viridiplantae; Streptophyta; Magnoliopsida; Poales; Poaceae
Exons: 2
Coding region: 623-1570 (315 amino acids)
Cellular component (GO): membrane
Source: RefSeq, a predicted model, not a curated record
UUCGCUCUCUCUUGCCGUCCCCGCAAUCUCUCCUCUCGCUCCGCCUUCAAUCCCCAACCAAACCCCUCCUCUCCACUCUCACUCCCUCGCCCGCGUCGCCAUCAUUCGUGGGGGCGCCGCGCUUUAAUCCCUCCCCAUCCCGAAUUUCUGUGGCCUCCAGUCUCUCCGCUUGGAUUUCGCCAAGAUUGAGUAAUCGCCUCCCUCCUCUCCUUCCCCCUAAUUUCUCUUUCCUUUCCAUCUGGCUCGCGUUUGCUUCUUCCCGAUUUGUUGCCGUCGUCCUCGUCGUCUCCCACCACUUCGUCUAGUGUAGGACUCGGUCCUGUCCUAGCCACCUGUCCUCCUCGCUUCCAUCGCCAUUGUCGCUCUCCCUCUCUGCUCGAGCCGCCUGCUUUCUUGGACCGGUCCGGGGGCUCGCCACGGCCGGGCGUAAAUGCCCGUCCGUGCAGAGGAUCCCAGCCUUCUCCGCUCCAAAUCCCGUCCUUGUUUCCCCCAAUUAAGAGCUCGACAAGAUUCUUCAACGCUCCCUAAUCCUAGUAGCCAGAGAUGACAAAAUCGUCCUGACUGCUCCUGCCCAGGCAGGCUCCCCGGCGGCUGCUCAGCUCUGAGGGCCGCCCCCACUGCUAUGGGCUUCUUGAUCUGCGCCUGCAUCCUCCAGCUCCUGCUCUUGGCCACCGCUUCCGGGGUGGCGGCGCAGUCGCAGCCGCUGUCGCCGGCCAGGAUCCUCGACGCGACGCUGCAGGACUACGCGUACCGGGCGUUCGUGCGCCCGCGCACCGGCAUUGUCUACAACGCCACCCUCCCCGCCAACCUCACCGGCAUUGCGGUCGCCGCGGUCCGCCUGCGCAGCGGCAGCCUCCGGCGGAAGGGCUUCGCGGACUACUUCGAGUUCGGCAUCCCCACCGGCGUCGUCGUGCAGCCGCACGUCGAGCGGGUGGUGCUCGUCUACCACAACCUCGGCAGUUCGUCGGACAACUACUACCCGCUCCCCGGGUACACCUACCUCGCGCCGGUGCUCGGGCUGCUGGCCUACGACGCGGCCAACCUCUCGGCCGUGGGUCUGCAGGAGCUCAACAUUGUCGCGUCAGGGAGUCCGAUUUCUGUCACUUUCAGCAAUGUCAGGGCGGUGCCGUCAGGCAGUGCUGCGCCGCGGUGUGUGGUGUUUGAUUUGAAUGGUGUGCCGCAGUUCCGGAACCUGGAGGCAACCAACGUGUGCUCGACGUUUCGCCAAGGGCACAUCUCAAUAGUGGUGAAUUCCAGUAAGAUUGCUCCAUCUCCUGCUCCACCUGGCGCAAUUGCCCCGCCGAUACCGACUCCGGGAGGGCAAAAGAAGGGAAACUCAAAGGCGUGGAGGAUUGCCGUUAGCGUGGUUGGGGCUGCCAUAGCAUUGGGGCUGCUGGCUGUGCUUCUGCUGUGUUUGGUCAGGUACAAAAGGGAUAAGAAGUUAGAGGUGAUGGAACGGAAUGCGGAGGUUGGGGAGACGUUACGGAUGGCGCAGGUUGGGCGGACGCAGGCACCUGUGGCCUUGGGGACGCGGACACAACCAGUGAUUGAGAACGAUUAUGCUGCAUAGCAUUCUUUUGAGAUUUUUGCAGAGUUCUUUCUAGUCCAGUAACAGAAAGACUUGAUGGUUAUGGCUAGCGACGGGGUUGUCCAUUGGUUGGUUGAGGCAGCAAAUUUUCCAUAUCCAUGAGGGUGAUGCUAGCUUCUGAUUUCAGAGCUCAGGUUCUGCUCCGUGAGGGUUCAGCACAUUCUUUUGGUGGAUUUAUUCAGAAGGUUAUAUUUUGUACCUCAAGCAAUGGAUAUGUUCAUGUUCAUAGUUGCCAUGUUCAUAUGUGGGGAGUUCCUUUCAUCUGCAAGCAAGCAAUGGUGGGGGAAUGUUUGUCAUCUCAGAUUGGGAAUUCUUGAUUAUUUUUUUGGGUUGAUGUAUUCAAGAGGAAAUGGGUUUGGCAAUAAAACUGAGGUAACAGUAACACUCAUUGCACAUUGCGUGUUGGUAAAACUCAUUCAUCCAGUUCCAUUUCGAAUUCAUUUCUUUUUCUUCUCCAUUUGGCUUGUCAUGUUUACGCAACUGCUAAGAUGAUGGAGUGAUGUACAUGUUUUAACUUUUACCUAUCCAGUGUCGUGGUAAUUAGUCUGAUUCUGGUAAUUUAGAUUUCAUGGCCAUUUGUUUUUACAUCAGUUUUGUAUGUUGUCCUGGAAGACUGUAACUUUUCACUGCCUUCUGAGAAACAACUUAAUUUCCACUCGUGUAUUUUUCUGAUUCUGGUAAUUUAGACUUCAUGGCCAUUUGUUUUUACAUCAGUUUUGUAUGUUGUCCUGGAAGACUGUAACUUUUCACUGCCUUCUGAGAAACAACUUAAUUUCCACUCGUGUAUUUUUCUCAUUGUCGACAUAACUAUUUACCCCCAUAAUAUUACAGGACUCUAGGUUACCUAUCAUAUGAUUGUUUAGCACUACAAAAACUAGUUUGUGUUGAUGCUGAGUUUAUCGUGUUGCACUUUGGUGUUGGUCCAAAUGCAAGGAUUAAGAAGGUAUGGUUAAUGUAAGUAUGGCCAGUCUGCAAAAUAAAUGUGAAUUGGGUAGAGGGAUUGAAGAAUAAUCCGAAUGAAAAAUUCCAAAGUUUAUCUUUUCCUUCUGGUAGCAUCUUGGCUCGGUCGUCAAUUGUCAUGUUAGUUAGAAAUAUUAAAAGUUUCAUUUGAGCUGUCAGUGGGGACCUGUAUGGUCAUCAAAGAAAAGAAGGUGCAUUCAUUUGCUUAUUGAGUCAAUUUGAAUUUGCUAUAGAAUUUUCUGUGCUUAUCACGCUUACCGAUAUGGAAUCAGGAAAGAGGAACCUUACAUGUGUAUUCUGUUGGCUCUUGUUUACACAAGCUGGUUUUCACAUGUAUCUUCAGAUUCUCUGCAAUUCUGUACUAGCUUGUAGUGUUUAUAGAAAUUAAAAGAAAGAAAGAUUGCAUGAGGAAAGAGCAUGUACAAUCUGUGAUAAGCAUCAAUAUGAGAGCUGGCCAGAGCUUUAAGACGGUCACUUUCUGAGCAUGCAGUGUUCUUUUGGGCGGGUGCACUUUGCUGCUGCAUGUUCAGUUUCGCGUUGGGAAUCAUGGGGGCAUGAGCAAACUGACGUGUGAUUUGUACUUGUAGUUUUAUGAUUAGUGUUGGAAAUGUGAUGAUGUCUGAGAGUUGAGUUCCUUUGUUUGAGGUGAGCAUGGUGCUGAAGUGAGAAGCAAACUUGUUAGCAUGGUGCUGAAGUGAGAAGCAACCUUGAGUAGAAAAUUGGUAGCACUUGCUGCAAUUGCAAGCGUGUGUAUGUAUCUGGUGAGCUACUACUAAUUUGCUAGACCUGCACACACGUGAGGCUAGGAUGCCAGCGGGAGGGAAUGCAUAGAUAUUUCAGAUUUGUAUGGAUUUUCUAGGUGUGCCUAGAAGUAACAAACAGAAGCAAGCUCACGCCAGGAUGGUUUUGGACAUGGAGAAAGACAAGUGUCCUGAGGCAGCUAGCCAGGCACAGGUUUGUGAUUGUGAAGCUAGUGCUGGAGCCUUUUGGCAUGGUAGCGGAAUCUUUGCUGUCAAUGUGCACGGGGUCACUCACGGGUCAUGUGCGCUGGCCUGGCCGCCGCCCCAUUUGGCGUUUGCCUUGCUAGGCUCGCCGUGGUGGAAGGUAUGUUUGUUUUCUAAUGGGAACGCUGCAUGCUGUGUACUGUUUGGAAGUGUUAAACAAAUUGUUGUGGGACUACUGUGCAGUUUGUGUUUGAGCUGAUUUUUACUGUCUGUGUGCCGGUGCCAGCUCUGUUCUCCUCUGGUAACUUGGUGAGCAUCGAGAUGCGUGGUAGACUGAAUCACCAGUGUAGCAUACUAUACUAGCUGUCAUGUACUAGUAGUAAUAGCCAUUGUUCCUAGAAAACUGCUGAUGAAUCCAAGGCCAAUGUCAGCUGCAUCAUGGUACUAGGAAUGCAAUGCUUUUUCAGACAUCACAGAUGACUAUCGAUAUAGCUUAGGUACCUCUGAUUCUGUUUAUUAAGCUGAAAAGAGAACAAGAGUUGAUAGCAUGUACGUGGACGGACUGCAGCAAGGAAGCAAGCAACAGUGAGAACUCAGCA